CGGAUACUGUAAUCCGGGCAAUUCCUAGAGGUGGAAGAAUGGCGGCACAGACCUGCAUGGGUCUGUACCGUGACGUAUGCCGCGUCGCUCGGGAAUUUCCGCCUCUCAUGGGCAAGAAGAUCCGCUUCAAUGCUCGAGAGAUCAUUCGCUUGCGUCGUCAUGAACAAGAUCCUGUGAAGAUCAAGGCGUACCUUCGUCAAGGAAUUGAUGACCUCGCGACGCUUCGACUGGUAGCGCAGACUCCGUCGCUUGUCGACGCCAUGGAUCGCAAGCCACAGCGUUAGCAUCUCGGCUUCUAUUGUAUUAUACACGCCUUGGACUUAUUGUUUGC
Aphanomyces invadans is the source of this 331-nucleotide messenger RNA. RefSeq lists its product as hypothetical. Lineage: Eukaryota; Oomycota; Saprolegniomycetes; Saprolegniales; Verrucalvaceae. The transcript has a single exon. The record is from RefSeq and is a predicted model, not a curated record. Bases 39 to 284 code for a protein of 81 amino acids.